UUAAGCGUAAAAUAUCACUGAAACAUGCGGCGAUUCUAUUUUAAUUAAACGAUAAGCCCAAAUAUUUCUGUACAUAUUUAAUAAAUUAAUAUUGAGUUUCUAUUGUAUGGUAAAAUAGAGCGAACCAAUAUUUAUUUUAUUGCUCAUGUUUGUCAACAUUUAUAAACGAACGAUGGCAGGACUUACAAAACAUACAGCAAGAGAUGCACAAUUUAAUUCAAAAAUUUAUUUUCACAUAUAAUUGCAGACUCCGACGAAAAAAAUUAGACCGGAAGUUAAAAUGCACAAAUGCGAGGAAUGUGAAGAAACGUUUACAUCACACGCCAAAUUGAGGAAACAUAGGAUAGCUCAGCAUAAACAACGAGCUUUCGAGUGUUCUGAAUGUGGAAAAACAUUCAAUAAACGUUCAGUUUUGGAUCGUCAUCUUAUAAUACACGAACCCGUCAAGAAUUUUUCGUGCGCUGUUUGCAGUAAACAAUUUAGAGAUCAAAGAAGUUUAGAUGAGCAUUCAUCAGUUCAUACAGGAGAGAAGCCUUUCCAGUGCCCUCAUUGUAGUCGAUUCUUUCGCCUGAAGAAAAAUAUGCGACUUCAUAUGCGUAUCCAUACCGGUGAGAGACCUUAUCUCUGCGCUCUUUGUGCCAAGAGCUUCAGAAGAAGCGAAGAUUUUAGAGCCCAUAUGCAUACUCACAAUCGUGAUCAACGAUUUACUUGUGAAGUCUGCGGUAAUGCAUUUGGCUAUAGAGCAUCGCUUAGGCGACAUAUGAAAGCUCACAAUACGGAAAAAGCAUUCUCAUGCGAAUAUUGUGGAAAGAGUUUCCACAGGAGGGAUCGACUGAAUGGACAUCUUCGAGUGCACACUGGAGAAAAGCCAUACCAAUGCGAUGAAUGCGGUAAAUGCUUCAAAGAACGAACACAUUUACGAACUCAUUGCAGAUUAUUGCACUCAGAUGACGCACAGAAGAAGAACAAAAGAAAUUACUCUGUUGCGCAACCCAAUCCACAAAUACUUGAUCGUAUUCAAGCUGUUCACGUUGUUGAACAAGAUAAGAGUGGAGUUACCCGCUUAAAACCAAUAGAAAUAACCACAUCAAAUACAGGAGAAGAGGUGUACGGUCAACCAGUAACAGUAACAUAUACACAAAUGAAAAAAGACAACUCUGUAUCAGAGGUGGCUGUUAAUGAAACACCUUUGCAAAUAACAACGGAUUAUACAUCAGCCAAUUUGCAUUAUCAAUGUGGUGGAUGCGGUUAUAUGUAUUCAUCAAAGUCGGAAUUCGAGCAGCACGUGCAACAAUGCAUGGGAAUUUCCCAAGCAAGUUUGACUGUUAGUGACCAAGUACUUCUUUUACAGCAAAUUGGCAACUAG
Dimorphilus gyrociliatus is the source of this 1366-nucleotide messenger RNA. NCBI's taxonomy places the organism in Eukaryota, Metazoa, Annelida, Polychaeta, Dinophilidae. The record is from the annotation of a GenBank genome assembly.